AUGCAUAGGCAGUACAAUAACUUGCCGCAGAUAAAGUCUAUUUGGAUUGAUGAGGACGAGGAGGCUGAGAAACUAUAUGGGCUUCAUGCUCAGCAAAUUAUGGACUCAGAUGGUGAGGAGCAACUAGAGGUCAUUACAUUAAACAGUGAAAAACCUAUAUUGGAAAACAAACGGAACAUUGAGCUACCUCCAUUGCCCCCUUCGGCCUAUGAGGUGCGGAAAACGAAGUCAUCUAUGAAUUUAAUGAGGCGGAAAGUUAAGUGGAGCAAAAUUUUCCGGUCAAAGGGGCCGAGAGAGUCGGCUCGUCCUGAGUCGAUGCAAUUAAGCAUCUCUGUGCCCUACGGGUUCCAGCACAUUAGUCAUGCGAACGGUAGAGGUAUGUUUGGUCCUGAAGACGAUGAUGAGGAAUUGGAGAAGACAUCGGGUAGGUCUAUUAAGAGCGAGCGUCACUUUAGCAGGGCGUUUGUGACCGAUGCAUUACCAAAUUCAUCUGCGAUAGAUGCUGGGCAGACGCAGAGGACGAGUACUAUGUCUACUAAUUCUGGGUUGUCUUCGGUAAGAGUGUCACGUUCGUCUACAUCGAUGAGCACCACUAGGGUGCUAUCGACUGCCACAAUGGCAACUUCUGUGCUCCUGGAUGUUCCCCCUGCGCAUUCUUCCGAGAAGAAGCACACGGCGACCCAGAAUGAAGCUUCGAUCGAAUAUAUUAAGCAUUAUAGGUGCCCGGUGGUGCCCGAAGAGACCAGUCCUGACCGGACGCCACCCCUUGAGGGUUCAUCUCACAGUAUGGUUGAGUGGCCACCCUCCCUUCACCUACCCCAGCAAAUAGAUCCUAAGCAGUCGCCAGCGGUGACUAGUUUACGCAGAUCGAGUUCGUUGUUGACGCCCAUAGUUCCUGUUCGCAGUGCAUUUGAGGAAACCGAGACGCCCAAGGGCAGAAGGUCCUUGGAUGAGAUCCUGCGCUUUUAUCAGCAGAGCGAAUCCGAAUCCCUGCUAUCGCCUCCAUCCUCAGCGCAGUAUAGGAGCUCACCUCGGCCUCUGCCAAAUUCAGCAAACGAGAGCUUCUACUGA
Eremothecium sinecaudum is the source of this 1071-nucleotide messenger RNA. RefSeq names its product HBR329Cp. The record is from RefSeq and is a predicted model, not a curated record. The transcript has a single exon. Bases 1 to 1071 code for a protein of 356 amino acids. Lineage: Eukaryota; Fungi; Ascomycota; Saccharomycetes; Saccharomycetales; Saccharomycetaceae.